Molecule: messenger RNA, 1428 nt
Organism: Morchella sextelata
Lineage: Eukaryota; Fungi; Ascomycota; Pezizomycetes; Pezizales; Morchellaceae
Exons: 6
Coding region: 1-1428 (475 amino acids)
Molecular function (GO): ATP binding; nucleic acid binding
Source: RefSeq, a predicted model, not a curated record
AUGGGUGACCUUUUCGACGAGGUUAUGGGUGUCUUAAACGAUGUGGAUGGCACUUCUGGCCCACAAAAUUGGAUACCGGACAGCGAACGAUUAUUGCCAGAGUUCCAUAGGGGCUCCAGUUUGAAAUCCACGUUAAGUGCACCACCUCUAGAGAGAAGCCAAAAACAAGAAUUGCAAGAAUUGGAUGAUUUCGAUCGCCAAGUUAUGAACGAGCCUAAUUUUAGAAGCCGUGAUGGCUGGGAUUUUGGGAAUCUUGAUAGAGACUUAGUAUCGUUGUUCUCCCCCCCUCCUCCUCGGGGCUCGGCUGUAUACUCUAGUCCGAGAUUACCUAUAAUGCCAUUAGAGGAAUAUCAAUCUCGAGUUUAUACGGUUCAAGGAGAGAAUGCGGAUUCACACCAGCGAAUAUCACAGCCCUCAGCGCCGGUGUCAAGAAGAAAACUAGACCUGUCGAAAUUCGAGUUUAACCCGCGCACACCAAAACGCACCAACAGGCUCACCAGCUCGUCACCUUUGGCAUCAAGUCCCAUUCCAUACAAUCCCAAACAUCCUUACAAACCUCUGGCUGAAAGGCAAAAGGGAGGUAGAGUCGAAAAGAAUUAUCCUGAAUGGACAAUAACCCAGAAGAGUCAACAAAGAGCGACUAUAGCCCCAGAAAAUACAAUCGAGCAUAAAACACCAAUUGUUCAAGGGAUACCCUUAGUUUCUGUGAACUCGAUCCCAGAUCGGUUCCGCGGAGUAUUUCCAUUCCCCCUAUUCAAUGCUGUCCAGUCUAGAUGUCUCCAUUCGGUCUAUAGCACGAAUGAUAAUAUAGUUAUUUCGUCUCCCACGGGUUCGGGAAAGACAGCAGUCAUGGAGUUAGCUAUUUGUGCGCUGGUGAACGAAUUAAACCAGGGAAGUUAUAAGAUUGUCUAUCAAGCUCCGACAAAAGCGCUUUGUGCUGAGAGGAAGAAAGAUUGGGAUGGAAAGUUUAGGACACUUGGAUUGACCUGUACAGAAUUGACAGGUGAUACACAACAAGCACAAUUGAGGAAUGUGAAAGAAGGGGACAUAAUUAUCACCACGCCUGAAAAAUGGGACAGUAUGACCAGAAGGUGGGAUGACCAUAAAAAGUUGUUAGAGCUAGUGAGACUGUUCCUGAUCGACGAGGUACAUAUUCUGAAAGAAUCACGGGGUGCCACUCUAGAGGUUGUCGUGUCAAGGAUGAAAUCUAUCGGCACAAAUGUAAGAUUUGUGGCACUAAGUGCUACAGUACCAAACUCAGAAGACAUCGCAAUCUGGCUGGGGAAGAACUCUGCGUGUUCAAGUUCUCCUGCCUGCGAAAUGCGGUUUGGAGAGGAGUUUCGUCCUGUCCAGCUACAAAGGUUCGUAUAUGGGUACCAGUCGACUGGGAAUGACUUUAUGUUUGAUAAAACCUUAGACAAGAUGUGA